Adineta ricciae is the source of this 1275-nucleotide messenger RNA. Lineage: Eukaryota; Metazoa; Rotifera; Eurotatoria; Adinetida; Adinetidae. The record is from the annotation of a GenBank genome assembly.
AUGAAGCCACGUUAUAAUCUUCGCAUUCAGUCAAUUAAACCUUUUCUUUCGCCUACAAAGAAAAAAUCAUCUCGAAUAACUAAAGCACCGAAAGUUCAGCAUGUGAAUUCUUCGACAGCAAAUCGUCGACACAGUUUACGACUAACGUCCGUCGUAAAAGAAACGAAAUCAAAAGCAAUUACACAUGAGAUUAGUAAUAAAAAAACUGAUAAUAAACACUUAUGUCAAACACCGAAAUGGCGAUCGAUCGUUGAUGAUAAUGAAAACGACACUGUAGAUAUUAUUGAUGAUAUGAACGAUGAUUAUGAUGAUGAAGUGCUCAUUCGACAUCAUCGACUGAUGCUUGAAGAACAAAAAGAUCGAAAACUGUAUGAACGAUACAUUCGUGGUCAACGAACACUUCGUCGUCUACAAUGUCGUCGUACUCACACGGCACAUUUAAAGGAAGCAACUCGAAAUCGUUUAUUACGUGAAUUAGAACGUGAACGUCGAUAUACAAUUCAUGAAAAGAUUUGUGCACAUUUGGCUAAUCAUGAGAUCAUCUAUCGACAUGGAUGUAAUAUCGAAUCGAAAGCAAUGAAUUGGGAUUCUUUGGAAGAAGAAAUACCUUGCAAUCGCAAUGUAGGAACAAUUCGCGAGUUAGAUGUCAUGAUCGAUAAUCUAAAGAAGGUGAUUCAUAAUUCAAAAACUUCGAUAUCGAGACCUCGAUUAUCUGUACGUGAACGUCAAAAUCAACGUUUGAAGACAAAUGUUCCUAGACCAACCGAAACUCAAUCAACAUCGACAAUGUCACAUUCACCGUCGACCUCUCCAACCCAGAUGUCUAGCCUAUCUUAUGCAUCACGUGUAUCAACUGUUCGCUUUGCUGAUGAUCAAACAAAUAAACUACGAGCAAAUAAUUCUCAACGAUUAAUGUGUAUACAGAACGUUCUGUCACAUCAAUCAAAUACUAAUCAUCAAAAUAAAAACAUCACAAAUGAGAUUGUCUCACCGAUGACUAGUAGAAAAUCAUUACUUCGUUCAAAGCCGACGAAUUCAAAUGUGUUGGAGAUGUCUCCAAGCAAACGACGACCAUUAGAAAAAGAGAAUUACAGUAUUGUAUCGAAUCCUCCUUCGCAUUCGAAUAUUGUCUUGCGUGCAACAUCACCAAUGGUAUCGAUCAAACAUACCGCGUCUUCUGCGUCGUCUCGUACCUAUUCACAUGCGAGAAAACAGUCAAUAAUUAAUAAUUCUUUAGCAACUCGUCGACAUACGCGACUUUCUGCGAAUGGCUAA